UUGGAACCCAUGACCAGUACACCCAAAAGGGGGAAAAGCAUCUCGAAUGAGAUAUUGACCACUUUAGAAGCCACCACAGAUACACAAACAAUUCAUCCUUCAAAAAGCACUGCAGUAACCACCAUGGGGAUCACAAGUUCACCACACAAAUCACACUUCACAGUCCCAGCCAACACAGAACCAUCCAAAGCCACAUCUCCAAGGAUGAUCUUUUCUACCAUAAGGGACACCACUGCUUCCACAUCAAUUCCAGACUCUUCUGAAUCUACAAAGAUUGAGACAGAGCCAAUAUCCUCCAUGACCCCUGGACUGAGGGAUGCCAGCCCCUAUCAAGGGAAAAUCUCAAGUACAGAUCCUCCCAAAAACACAGUAGUAACCAAGGUGGGGACCACCAACUCUGAACAUGAAUCACGUUCCUUUGUCUCAUCUGACUCAGGGCCAUCCAAAGCCAUAUUUCCAGUCAAUACUACCACCACCAUAGGGAAAACCAUGGUUUCCACAUCAAGGUCUAACUUCUCAGAGACAACAAGAAUUGAGACAAGUUCCACCUUGACCUUUAGAGUGAGGGAAACCAGGACCUCUAAGGAGACCAGCUCAUCCCCAGAGCCAGUUGCUGUUCUUCCCGAUGAGAGCACUAGUUCUGUUACUGAGGUGACAAGGACAGAAGACAUCUCGUCUAGUGGUAGACUCAGUCCAGGCCCUUCAACUUCCACUGGGUCACCAAUAAACUCCACAGAAAAUAUCACAACACUUUUUACUUUCCUCACAAGGACAGAAUCAACAGAAAGAGCUGAAACCAUUGAAAAAGGUCCUUCUGUAGCUGCAUCACAGAGGACACCUCCCCAGGACACACCAAUCACAUCAUCCAUGGUGGGGAUCCAUGCAGCUGUGACCCAGGGACUUCUACACACAGAGAUAAUGACUUCUAUGAGCAAAGGGACUGAAGAUGUGUCUGGGACAACCCCUUCCUCUGUGGAAGAAACAGGCUCUCCAUCUUCCCCAGCACCUAUACCUGCUAUGAUGUCACCCUCCCCUGAGCCCUCCAUGUCACCAGCGAAGAACCCCUCCUCUCCUACCCCUGUGACCUCACUUCUCACCCACGGUCUGGUGAAGACCACAGACAGGUUGGGUCCAAGCUUAGAGCCUGUGACUAGUUCACCUGCAAGCAUGAUCAGCACCACCGUUGAGAUACUGUCCACUUCUGAAGCCUCCACAGGUACAGAGGUCAUUCACUCUUCUGAAAACACAGCAGUGACCAGCGGGGCCCUCACGACUUCUGGACAAGAAAUACAUUCCUCUGCCCCAGCUGACUCAAAGCCAGAUAGUGCCAUGUCUCCAAUGGUGACUUCUUCCACCUCUAGGAACACCGUUGUUUUCACAUCAGUGUCUCACUCUUCUGAAAUUACACCAACUAAGACAGACUCAACAUCCUCUCUGACCCCUGACCUGAGGGAGACCAGCACCAUCCAGCAGAUCAGCUCAGCCACAGAGAACAUCACUGUCACUUCCAGAGUGCCCACUGAUACUACUACUGAGGUCUCUACCACAGAACCCAUCUCCUCUGGCAGCACAUCCAUCCCUACCCUGGUUCAGUCCAUGGUGUCACCAAACAUCCCUGCAGGCACAAUCACCAGGCCCUCUACCUCCCCAGUCACCACAGAAUCUGCAGAAAUGACCAUCACCACCCAAAUGGGUCUCCCUGCAGCUGUGUCAUGGGGUACACUUACCUUGGACACAUCGACCAAAGCUUCUGCGGCAGGGACUAAUUUGGCUGUGACUCAGAGUUUUACCCACUCAGAGAUAGCCACUCUCAGGAGCAGAGGUCCUAAGGAUGCAUCUGUGACAAGCCCUUCCUCUGUGGAAGAAACAGGCUCUCCAUCUUCCCCAGCGCCUCCGCCUGCAGUGCCAUCACCCUCCCCUGAGCCCUCCAUGUCACAAGCAAGGAUCCCCUCCUCUCCUUUCCCUGUGACCUCACUUCUCACCCAUGGUCUGGUGAAGACCACAGACAGGUUGGGUCCAAACUUAGAGCCUGAGACCAGUUCACCCACAAGCGUGAUCAGCACCACCAUUGAGAUACUGUCCACUUCCGAAUUCUCCAUAGAUAUGGCAAAAAUUCUCCCUUCUGUAGACACAACAAUGACCACUGGGGGUUCCAGCAGUUCUGGACAUGAACCAAGUUCCUCGGUCCCAAUUUAUGCUGAGUCAUCCAGUGCCACAUACCCCAGGGGCACAGCUUCCUCCAUGGAUGAGACCCCUCUUGCCACUUCAAUGCCUUCCUCCUUCAAGACCACAGCAUUUGAGACGAAGACAUUUUCCCACCUCAUUGCUGGACUGAGGGAGACAAGCAGAGCCCUGGCUUCCAGCUCAAGCACAUUCACAAACACACCUUCAUCUCCUCUGUCCGCACACAGUUCAGAGAGUCCUGAGACUACCUCUUCUGUGAAAUUAUCAGUCCCAGGUCAGCCUCUCUCUACACAGGGUACUGAAACUCCCACAGAAGCACUCACACGUUCUUAUGCUCCUCCCUCUGUCACAGGGUCUGCUGGCAUAACUGUCCCAGAAUCCAGUCUUUCUGUGCCAGUGUCAGAAAGUCCUCACAAGCUAGGCAUGGAUAUGCUGUCUUCAAUGGAGACCCUUCUUGCUAACACACUGACACCUUCUGCAUCAGAGGCCCCAGCUUCCUUUGUCACCUCUGGAGUUCCAGGUGCCAUCUUGGCUACCUCCUUAGUUCGUGCAUCUUCUAGGACAGAGUCAGGCCCUGAGGUUACUACUGUGUCCACCGCUGCAGAGAGCCUACCUUCUUCAGCUUCAGCACCUUCCCCCUCUUCAACCUUACCUCCCACCCAUUCUUCAACCAGCCCACUCCCUCCCUGGAUUACUUCUUCCCCGGCAACUCCAAGUUCAAGUGACACCAUGAAGGCAGAGAGUAGCAGCAGCACCACUGGAGGACCCUGGGUUACGGUCAGUACUUUGAAGACUGGGACCCAGCCAGUCCAGACAUGGCUACCAGCCGUUAUGGAUCCCAAGGUGACAGAGCGUAUUGGUUUGGGAACAGUGACAAGUUCUUCUCAAGUUCCUCCACACCCAACACAGUUAGCAAGGACCAAUGGCAUUGUGCAGCACAUCACAAAGCUCCCCAAUGAAGCCGCACGUGGACACACUGCAAUCCAUGUCCCCCUGGCAUCCACUUCUGCUAGUGUUGGAGGCAUAUCAACAGGAGUGUCAGAGAGGGCAGAGACCAUUGCCACUGCUCUGAAGACCGCUUCCACAGUGACUCUGACUGCCAGAGUCUCUGUGCCCACUUUGGGAAUGCUGCCUCUCCUCAGGACAUCAGGUAAAACAGCCAGCAAACGCACAACAGCAAUGAUCAUCACAACCUCAGAUGUUCCAGAGAUGAAAGCCUCCUUGGCCACCAGACUUGGUGAAGAAACCAGCACAACCGUUCCUAUGACAACUCCAUCUAUUUUCAGUAGAGGACCAGAGACUACACCCCCACCGGUCCCUAGUUCUGGGGCAAAGACCAGUACAGCUGUUUCAGCUCUGACUGUUUCCUUUGGUGAGCCAGAGACCACAGUCUCAUCAGUCAGCCAUCCUGCAGAGACCAGCCCGACUCUUUCCAGGGCAAUCUUGAAUGUUUCUCAGAGUGAAUCAGACAGCACACCCCCAACAGCUACAAGUUCUGGGGAGGCCAAUUCAGCUAUUCCGACUACAACUGUCUCCUCUGAUGUACUAGGGGUGCUGACCACAGAGGUUAUUAGUCCUGGGAAAGAAACCAGCUCAGCUGAUCAAACUCUGACUGUUUCCCCUGGAAAGCCAGAUACAACAGUGUCAUUGGUUACCCAUCCUGGGGCACAGGCCAGUUCAGGAGUUCCAACUCCAGCUGUCUCCCCUGGUAUAUCAGGGCUGAAAAUCUCACAGGUCACCAGUUCUGGGGCAGAGAACAGCACAUCUUUUCCAACUGGGAUUGAUUCGUCACACAAACCAGGGAUAACAGCCUCGUGGGUUGGGACAGAAGCCAGUUCCAUUGUUCCAACUUUGCCCGACUCCCCUGGUGAGCCAGAUACAACAGCGUUAUGGCUCCAUUCCAAGGACACCAGCACAUCUGUUUCCAAAAUGACUCUGAAUUUCCCCCCUAGUGAAUCAGACACCACAUCUUCAAGAGCUACUGGUCCUGGGGCAGAAGCCAGUUCAGCCACUCCAAUGAUGACAGUCUCACCUAGGAUACCCGUGAUGGUGACCUCACUGGUCAUUAGCUCUGGGACAGAAACCAGUACAGACUUUCCCACUCUGACUGAGCCCCUGAAUGAUCCAGAGUCAACAGUCUCUUUGGUCACCCAACCUGCAAAGUUCAGCCCAACUGUUUACAGGACAACCCCUGAUGUUUCCCAUGGUGAAUCAGAUGGCACACACUCAAUGGCCACCAGCCUUGGGACAGAAGCCAGUUCAGCCAUACCAACUGCACCAGUCUUCUCUGAUUUACCAGAUAUGGUGACUUCACAAGCCACCAGUUCUGACACAGAUGCCAUUGUGGCUAUUUCAACUCUGACUCUUUCUCCUGGUGAACCAGCAAACACAGUCUCCAAUUCUAGAGCACAGACCAGUUCGACCAUCCCAACUCUGACUGUCUCUCCCGGUAUAUCAGAGGUAGAAAUCCCACUGGUUACCACCUCUGGGACAGAGACCAGUGCCACUUUUCCAACUCAGAGUAAUUCCCCACACAAGCCAGAGACCACAACCUCCUGGGCCACCUAUUCUGUGGAGACCAGCCCACCCAUUUCCAGAAUAACUCCCAAAUUUUCCCGGAGUGAAUCAGACACCACCAUCUCAACAACCACCAGAACUCGGGUAGAAGCAAGUUCAGCUGUCCCAGCUAUGACUGUCUCACCAGGUGUACCAGAAGCGCUGACCUCACAGGUUACCAGUUCUAGAGCAGAGGCCAGUACAACUUUUGUAACUUUGACUGGUUCUCCACAUGAACCAGAGACCACAGCCUCAUGGGUCACCCAUUCUGAGACAGAAGCCAGUUCCAUUGUUCCAGCUAUGACUGUUUCUGCUGGAAAACCAGAUACAACAGUCUCAUCAGUGACACAUCAGGCAGAGACCAGCCCAACUGUUUCCAGGACAACCCCCAGUGUUUCCCAUAGUGAAUUAGCUACCACACCCUCAACAGCCACCAGUCCUGGGGCAGAAGCCAGUUCAGCCAUCCCAGCUACAACUGUCUCAAUUGGUGUACCAGUGAUGGUGACCUCACUGGUUACCAGUUCGGGGGCAGAAACCAGUACAACUUUUCCAACUGUGACUGCUUCUCCAAGUCAAAUGGAAACCACAGCUUCAUGGAUCACCCAUUCUAGAACAGAAGCCAGUUCAGCUCUUUCAACUCUGACUCUUUCCUCUGAGGAGCAAACUAUGGCCGUCUCAUUGGUGACCCAUCAUGCAGAGACCAGCCCAACUGUUCCCAGGACAGCCUCCAAUGUUUCUGAUAGGGAAUCAGAUACCACACCCUCAGUAGCCACCAGUCCUGGGGCAGAAGCUAGUUCAGCCAUCCCAGCUACCACUGUCUCACCGACUGUACAAGAAGUGAUGACCUCACAGGUUACCAGUUCUAGAGCAGAGACCAGUACAACUUUUGGAACUUUGACUGAUUCCCGACACGAAUCAAAGACCACAGCCUCUUGGGUAACCCAUUCUGAGACAAAAGUCAGUUCAGCCGUCCCAGGUAUGACUGUAUCACAGGGUGUGCCAGAGAUGAUGACCUCACUGGUUACCAGUUCUGGGGCAGAGACCAGUACAACUUUUCCAACACUGACUGAUUUUACACACAAACCAGGGACAAUGGCCUCAUUGGUCACUCAUCCUGGGACAGAAACAAGUUCAGCAAUUCCAACCGUGACUGUUUUCCCUGGGGAGCCAGAUACAACAGUCUCAUCGGUCACCCAUCCUGCAGAGACCAGCCCACCCAUUUCCAGAAUGACUCCAGAAUUUUCCCAGGGUGAAUCAGACACCACACUCUCAAUGGCCACCAGUCCUGUGGCAGAAGCCAGUUCAAGCUCACCUGGUGUACCAGAAGUGGUGACCUCAGAGGUCACAAGUUCUGGGGCAGAAACCAGUACAACUUUUCCAACUGUGACUGCUUCUCCAAGUCAAAUGGAAACCACAGCUUCAUGGGUCACCCAUUCUAGAACAGAAGCCAGUUCAGCUCUUUCAACUCUGACUCUUUCCUCUGAGGAGCCAACUAUGACAGUCUCAUUGGCCACCCAUCAUGCAGAGACCAACCCAACUGUUACCAGGACAAGCUCCAGUGUUUCCCAUAGUGAAUCAGCUAUCACACCCUCAACAGCCACCAUUCUUGGGGCAGAAGCCAGUUCAGCUGUCCCAGCUACCACUGUCUCACCAGGUGCAGACAUGAUGACCUCACUGGCCACUAGAUCUGAGGCAGGAACCAGUACAACUUUUCCAACUGUGACUCCUUCCCCAGGUCAAAUGGAAACCACAGUCUCAUGGGUGACUCAUUCUAGGACAGAAGCCAGUUCAGCUGUUUUAGCUCUGACUCUUUCCUCUGGGGAACCAGCUAUGACAGUCUCAUCAGUCACUCAUCCUGCAGCGACCAGCCCAACUGUUCCCAGGACAACCUCCAGUGUUCCCCAUAGGGAAUUAAACAGCACAUCCUCAAUGGUCGCCAGUCCUGGGGCAAAAGCCAGUUCACCUGUUCCAACCCUAACUGUUUCCCCUGAUAUACCAGAUAUGGUGACCUCACAGGUCACUAGUUCUGAGUCAGAUGCUAGUGUGGCUAUUCCAACUCUGACACAGUCUCCUGUUGAGCCCAUGACCACAGCCUCAUUGGUCACUCAUCCUGUGGUGCAGACGAGUUCAGCCACUCCAACUCCAACCAUCUCCUCUCCUGUACCAGGGUUGGUGACCUCACUGGUCACCAGCUCUGGGGAAGAGACCAAUACAACUUUUCCAAUUCCAACUGAUUCUCCCCACAAACCAAAGACAACAGCCUCAUGGGUCACUCACUCCACAGAGACAAGUACCCCUUUUUCUAGAACUACAAAUUUUUCUUAUAGUAAAUCAGAUAUCACACCCUUAACUACCAUUCCUGGGGCAGAAGCCAGUUCAGCCAUUCCAUCUACCACUGUCUCCCCUGCUAUAUCAGAUAUGAUGACCUCACUGGUCACCAGUUCUGAGGCAGAGACCAGUACAACUUUUAGAACUAUGACCAAUUCCAUACACAGACCAAAGCCAACAGUCUCAUGGGUCACCCACUCUGGAACAGAAGCCAGUUCAGCUAUUCCUACUAUGACCAUUCCCCUUGGGGAGCCAGGUACAAUGGUCUCAUCAGUCACCCAUCCUGCAGAGACCAGCCCAACUCUUCCCAGGACAACCCCCAAUGUUUCCCAUCAUGAAUCCGACACCACAUUCUCCAUAACUACCAGUCUUGGGACUGAAGCCAGUUCAGCUGUCUCAGCUAUAACUGUCUCACCGGGUGCAACAGAGCUGAUGACCUCACUAGUUCCCAGUUCUGGGGCAGAGACCAGUACAACUUUUCCAACUCUGACUGGUUCACCACAUGAACCAGCAACCACAGCCUCAUGGGUCACGCAUUCUGAGACAGAAGCCAGUUCCACUGUUCCACCUGUGACUGUUUUCCCUGGGGAGCCAGAUACAACAGUCUCAUCAGUCACCCAUCCUGCAGAGACCAGCCCAACCAUUUCCAGGACACCCCCCAUUUUUUCCCAUAGUGAAUCAGAUACCACAUUCUCAGUGGCCACCAGUCUUGGGGCAGAAGUCAGUUCCACUGUUCCAGCUCCUACUGUCUUCUCUAGUGCCCCCUAUACAGUGACCUCACAGGCCCCUCGUUCCAAGACUGACACCACUGUUCUACCUCUGACUCUUUCUCCUGGCCAACCGGCAACCACAGCCUUAUGGAUCACCCCUUCCAGUGCAGAGACGAGCACACAUUUUCCUGCUUCAACUGUUUUUCCUCACUUACCAGAGACCACAGCCUCACCCUCCCUCCAACCGGGGUUGGAGACGAGUACAGCUUUUCUAACUCAGACAGUUUCUCUCAGUCCACUGGAAACAUCCUCUCUCUUCACCAUACCUGUAACAGAGACAACCAAAGUUGAUCUAGGUCCACCUGUUUUGUUUGAUGUUUCCACGGAAACUGCCUCACUCUCUGCUCAUCCUGGCGCAGACAUCAGCACACCUAUUUCAACUUCGACUCUCUCCCACGGUUUACCUGAGACCACAGGUUUACUGGCCACCAGUCCUGCAGCAGAGACCAGUCCAAGUAUCCCAGCUCUGACUGUUUCCCCUGGUAUUCCUGGGCCUUCUGGUGCCCCUGCCACAGCUAGUGAGUCUUAUACCCGAACUUCUUGGGGCACAGAAACCUCACCAUCUGCAACCUCACCAUCUGCAACCUCAGUUGGACUCCCAGAAUUGUCCAAGACUGUGACAGUGAGCACUGUGACAUCGAUAGCAUCAGAGACCUCAACACCACCUAAAACCAGUCCUGGAUUAAGUACAACCACUAUCCUGGAAACCACCACUGUUGAGACCACUAAUUUGGCUGCCACGGAUUCAGGCCUCCCUGUGGCCAAGACUGCAACUGCCUUCAGUACACUGGCUGGAAGUCCUUUUGCCCUUGUCACCACGCCUGGAAUGUCUACCAUGGCUCCUGGGAGUGUGACUUCAGGAAUAACUGCAAUUCCUUUCUUGAUGCCUUUUACCAUCAACUUCACCAUCACCAACCUGAGCUACACAAAGGACAUGGGAGACUUGGACUCUGAGAUGUUCAAUGCCACUGAAAGAGACCUGCAGCACCUGGGCUGAUAAGGAAGGGACAAGCACCCAAAUGGAUGCAGUCUGCACCUACCGCCCAGAUCCCACAGGCUUCAAACUGGACAGAAAACGGCUGUACUGGGAGCUAAGCCAUCAG
Molecule: messenger RNA, 8941 nt
Organism: Phacochoerus africanus (Common warthog)
Lineage: Eukaryota; Metazoa; Chordata; Mammalia; Artiodactyla; Suidae
Product: mucin-16-like
Exons: 5
Coding region: 10-8835 (2941 amino acids)
Source: RefSeq, a predicted model, not a curated record